Oncorhynchus keta (chum salmon) is the source of this 4309-nucleotide messenger RNA. Its product is annotated as MAGUK p55 subfamily member 3-like. The transcript has 20 exons. Gene Ontology annotation, molecular function: protein binding. The record is from RefSeq and is a predicted model, not a curated record. The coding region runs from base 155 to 1996 and encodes 613 amino acids. NCBI's taxonomy places the organism in Eukaryota, Metazoa, Chordata, Actinopteri, Salmoniformes, Salmonidae. Gene Ontology annotation, cellular component: plasma membrane; cell-cell junction.
GGGGAGGAGGCGGCCACUCUGUAGCAGCAGGUUUGUGAGCGCAGAAGCUGGAGGAGGAAUCAGAGCGAAAGAAACAGUGUGGCUGCAGUGAGGAAGGAGAGACACAUACAGAGAGAGAAGGACAGAGAGAACGGCCUCACCUUUUUGUUGACCCAUGAAAGAAGCCAUGCCGGUCCUCUCAGCAGGCACAGGCCUGCACGAGACUCUGGCCCUGUUGACGUCCCAGCUGCGUCCUGAUGCCAACCACAAGGAGGACAUGGUCUUCCUCAAAGAUGUCUUCAGUGAGAAGAGCCUGGGCUACCUCAUGAAGAUCCAUGAGAAGCUGAGACAGUACGAGCGCCAGAGUCCUACACCUGUCCUUCACAGCGCCGCCUCUUUGGCUGAGGAUGUGGCAGAGGAGCUGCAGAGUGGACCAAUGAGUGUUGAGGAGAAGGAACUCCUACAGCUGUUGACGUCCCCCCAUCUCAAGGCAGUUUUGUCCGUUCAUGACACGGUUGCUCAGAAGAACUUUGACCCCGUGUUGCCACCGCUGCCUGACGACUUCGAGGACGAGCUGGAGGAGGAGUCAGUGAAGAUCGUCAGACUGGUCAAGAACAAGGAACCACUGGGGGCCACCAUCAGACGGGAUGAGACCACAGGGUCUGUGAUCGUGGCCCGCAUCAUGAGAGGCGGGGCUGCAGACCGGAGUGGACUGGUCCAUGUAGGAGACGAGCUACGGGAAGUCAACGGCAUCUCCAUCAUUCACAAAAGACCUGAUGAGAUCAGUCAGCUUCUGUCCCAGUCUCAGGGCUCCAUCACCCUGAAGAUAAUCCCAGCCGUUAAGGAGGAGGACCAUCUGAAGGAGAGCAAGGUCUACAUGAGGGCCCUGUUUGACUACAUCCCUGCUGAUGACAAGGCCACGCCCUGUCAGGAGGCGGGACUUCCCUUCAAGCGAGGUGACAUCCUGCAGGUGGUAACCCAGGACGACCCCACCUGGUGGCAGGCCAAACGGGUGGGUGACAGCAACCUCCGUGCUGGACUCAUUCCCUCCAAACUCUUCCAGGAGAGACGGCUGGCUUACCGGAUAAAAAUGGGCACACUUCCGAACCCUAAAUCCCCUAAAAAUCCGACCUAUGACCAGGGAUGUGACAAAGAGGACUGUGAUUGUGAGGGCUAUUUCAAUGGACAGUACAUAGUCUCUCCUAAGUGUAAAGCAGUGGCGCCCUCCUGUGGCCAGGUGUUUUCCUGGGAAUUUUAUUCAGCGGGUCUGAGGAGGAGUUUCCGUCUGAGCCGAAAGGACCGGUCAGGAUCGCUCGGAGGAGGGGCCACGCGCGACCCCACCGAUCCAGACUUUGCCACCUACGAGGAGGUGACUCGCUACCAGCACCGGCCCAACGAGAGACCCCGCCUGGUGGUUCUGAUAGGCUCCCUAGGAGCUCGUAUCAAUGAGCUGAAGCAGAAGGUGAUAGCAGAGAACCCGCAUCGCUAUGCUGUGGCCGUACCGCAUACCACCAGGCCCAAGAAGCCUCAUGAGAAGGAGGGGGUGGAGUACCACUUUGUCACCAAACAGGCGUUUGACGCGGACGCUCUGAGCAACAAGUUCAUAGAGCAUGGGGAGUACAAGGAGAACCAGUAUGGUACCAGUAUAGAGGCCAUCCGCUCUGUACAGGCCAAGAAUAAGAUGUGCCUAGUGGACGUGCAGCCAGAGGCUUUGAAGACACUGCGGACAUCUGAGUUCAAGCCCUAUGUCAUCUUCGUCAAGCCGCGCGUCCCGGAGAGCAGACGCCGUCGUAGUGCUGCCACCUCACCAGCAGGGGGAGAUCAUGGGCGAGUGACGGAUGAGGACCUGCAGGAAAUGCGUCAGUCAGCCCAGCAGAUGGACCAGCAGUACGGCCACCUGGUCGACCGGGUCCUAAUAAAGGAGGACUCAGCCAGCGCCUGCACAGAACUCCGAGGCAUUCUGGAGCGGCUGGAGCGUGAGACCUUCUGGGUGCCCCUCUGCUGGGUGCGAACCUAACCCCCCUUUCCCCAACCACCACUCUCCAGAAGGGGGAUCACAGCCCCCAGCCCUUCUUCCAGCAGGAACCCUAUCCUACCCCCUCAUCCCUUUCCUGAUCUCCUGGAUCCCUUACCCUUGGCUCCAUGGGCCAGCUUGUGGGGUGUGGAAGAUACUGCCCCAAAACCUGUCCUGAUACGUGAUGCUGGGCCAGCCGCACACUGGCACUAUGGGAGAAGGGCAGGCGGCAAAACCCUUUGGAACAUUUCUGUGUUUGAGAUGUUCAGAGGGAAAGACUGUUGUCCUGGCUGCCCCCCCACACACACACCCGACCCACCCACACACACACAUGUACAGUACAUGCAAUCCAUUGAUCAAAUUCAGGUUUUUCAGAUAUUUCUUAAUUUUUAUUUUGUAUUAUUUAUGUCACUCAGCCAGUCAAUCAGUCAGUCAGCCAGUCAAUCAGUCAGCCAGUCAGACAAACAUACAGACAUCUUUAUUGUGGCUCCAUGUGGAGUAUCAUCUGUAGCUUUCUAUGGCCUGCAGUGUUGAGUACUUGAGUUUCUCUUAACACAAUAAUACAUGUAUAUGCCAUUUGAACACACAUUUUUAUCCAAAGUGACUUCAAGUCAAAAAAUGGAUACAGGAAUCCUGCAGGAAAUCCUACACAAUUCCUUCACAAAGACAACAUGACUGUUUUGUAAGGUUUCCUCACUUAGUGUUCCCUUGUCUAUUUCCGUUGCUCGUUGAUACAAUGCAUUCUGAGUGAGACCUAUAGCCAUUGUUAUGUUAUUGAAAUGUUAUCCAAAAUCCAAUCCACCUGCUUCCAUUAUACAUUAUACAUAGUAUUACUAACCAACACACUCUGUAAAUAGUACAGUAGAAUAGAUGUAACGGUACAGAAAUAUGGAAUGUGAAAUAGAAUAUUAUUUCAUAAUGCUUUUUUUUAAUCAAUUAUUUUAUGACUUGGAUGUGUUUUAAGGAAGUGCACGACAGUGGAAUUAUUUAAUCGCAGAUGUAAAUAUUGCACAUGCAAAUCCUACCGUGCCAACGAACGAGCUCAUAGCACUUCAAUGCAACCUGUUGAACUUCGACCCUAAGUGUCUAAUCCGGUCUAAUCUACAGUAGGUGUGAAUUACUUCAGUUCUGAGACACUGGGUGUGUGGAUGUCAUGUACACACACAAGUGCACUAAAACAUGCUAUGCUCAUUUUUGUGUACAUAGGAAUGCCCUUUGUAUAGCUGACAUCAGACACGUUUAAAGAUGCAGGUGCACUGUGGGUAAUAGGGUUUUGGGGAGGGGGGUGUUCUAUGGUCCAUCUUGACAAUCAGGGUCCUUGUUAAAUUGUUCUGUAUGAGUAUUUAUCUACAGGUGAGGACUCUGGGACUAGUGGUAUAUGGACUCAUCCAAGUGUGAUUGUGGGUUGGCCUGCUCCAAGUGUGAUUGUGGGUUGGCCUGCUCCAAGUGUGAUUGUGGGUUGGCCUGCUCCAAGUGUGAUUGUGGGUUGGCCUGCUCCAAGUGUGAUUGUGGGUUGGCCUGCUCCAAGUGUGAUUGUGGGUUGGCCUGCUCCAAGUGUGAUUGUGGGUUGGCCUGCUUCAAGUGUGAUUGUGGGUUGGCCUGCUUCAAGUGUGAUUGUGGGUUGGCCUGCUUCAAGUGUGAUUGUGGGUUGGCCUGCUUCAAGUGUGAUUGUGGGUUGGCCUGCUUCAAGUGUGAUUGUGGGUUGGCCUGCUUCAAGUGUGAUUGUGGGUUGGCCUGCUUCAAGUGUGAUUGUGGGUUGGCCUGCUUCAAGUGUGAUUGUGGGUUGGCCUGCUUCAAGUGUGAUUGUGGGUUGGCCUGCUUCAAGUGUGAUUGUGGGUUGGCCUGCUCCAAGUGUGAUUGUGGGUUGGCCUGCUUCAAGUGUGAUUGUGGGUUGGCCUGCUUCAAGUGUGAUUGUGGGUUGGCCUGCUUCAAGUGUGAUUGUGGGUUGGCCUGCUUCAAGUGUGAUUCAAGUGUGAUUGUUCUCAGUCUGUAUAUUGGCUCUGUCGCUCUGAGCUACUGGUGAUCUUUGAGUAGAGGCAUCACAGCUCUGUGCUCUUUCUUUGUGUGUGGGUGUGGGUGGUUUCGUGCGUGUGUGUGUGUGUAUGUGUGCGUGGACUUCAAGUCUUGUUUCAUUGUGGAGAACUGAUAAACUAUCAACAGAUCCUCCUUUCCACCAAUUCUAAUCCGGUUCUCUUUUUAACAUGCAAUGUGUUCUUAAUCUUUUACUGUGCUAUGUAAACCAAGAAACCCCGAAUGUUGACUUUGUAAUGUGACAUGUAUAAAGUGCCAUAGUAAAACCAGAUGAACCAAGUGCUA